AAACGCAAACCAUUCAGUUGGUCGUUAUAUAAUGUGUGCAUCCAUGCAAGAAGCGGUCUGUAGGGCGGUAUGCACGUGCAAAAUCCCAUCAGAUGGAGGGAGAGGGGGUAGGGUCGUUGAAAAAAACGCACACAAUAAAGUGAACGCGUUCACACGGGGCAUUAUUGCUGGAGGACUGUGUGGAAUAUUGCAGAUUCGAUUAUAACCUGUUCGUGUAAAUACGUGACAUGCAUGACCAUGAGACAGAAACUAUAUAGUCCUGUCUGGUACCUAGCAUUACAACGUGAAAUGUUAGGUGACCUCGCACAUUUCAAGUCAAGAAAUCUUUAUCAAUCCUUCAAGGUUCCGAUAGCACAUUCGUGGAAACAAUGUUUUCCUUGAGACUUGAGUUCACCAGCGAUCGUCUGCCUUGCAGUUCUCCUCCCUGCGCGUUGUCAGGGCGCCUCCCCGUCGUACCUCCCAGCCUACGUCUGUAGACCCUAUCUUCCCUUCGCAGUGCUUUGUGGGAGUACCCUCCGCGCACCUCUCGUCUCCCAGCGCGUGCAUGGUGCAGGUGGAUGCCGGGGCCAAGAGGGGGUAUAUAUAACGGAGGGCAGACUGCGCUUUGAUUGUGCGGCUAAUGUUCCCCAGAGAAAGAUCGCAAGGCUGCUGCUGCAGCUGCUGGCGUUAUCAAACAACUUACUUCGUAGAUCUUCGUAGUGUACAAGGCGUGAGGACAGUUGGCACCAGCUAAUCCAACCUCUUCCCCAUCUUGAGGUUUCACUGACUGGCUGGUGUGCACAGCGCUUGUUAUUAUUCCAACCUUCAGCUUUCUCCUUCGACGUGGUUGUGUACACAAUGGCCACUGCUUUCUAAAGGCCGAAGUUGAAGGCGUUGGAAAUUCUCCUGGAGUUCGUACUGAUUCUUGGCAGUGACAGCGGAAAUGCACCACCUGUACUUGGCGUAGUGGCAGUCUACUGCAGCGCCUCUCUACAGACACAAAGGUUGCUGUAUUUCUACAGCUGUUGACUGAGGAACUGACGGUGAAGAAUGGAUGGAGAGGCUUCCACAACGGGCUUGACCACAGACCUGACCCUACAACCCCAGCCUGUUGGUAUUUAUGGCUGGCGAAAAAGAUGUCUCUAUGGCUUUGUGCUAUUUCUUAUGCUUGUCAUCAUCAUUAACCUGGCACUCACUAUCUGGAUCCUCAGAGUCCUCAGCUUUUCUGUAGAUGGCAUGGGAAAACUGAGGAUUGUUCCCAAAGGCAUUCGCUUAGAAGGGGAGGCAGAAUUUUUACACCCAUUGUAUGUUCAAGAUGUACGAACUGAAGAAGGCCAGGUUAUGUACCUCGAGUCAGCAGAGAAUAUCAAACUCCAAGCACGAAGCCACUAUAAUAACACUGGGGGCUCCCUCCUGCUGGGUAACAAUAAACUAAUGGCUUCUUGUGAUGAGUUUGAGAUUGUGAAUGGGCAAGGUCAAACACGCCUGUCAAUCAAAGAAGAUAUAAUAACACUGGGUAUGACUGACCUGCACUAUCUAGGCAGAGCAGUUUUUGAAGGUUCUGUGCAGACACCUACCAUCAAAGCACCUUUAGCUGGACCUCUCAAAAUGACAUCCGAUGGCAGCAAAGUUGAAAUAGCAGGAGUUGGCGGGGUGUCGCUGGUGGCAAAAGGUGGAGAUAUUACUCUAAACAGUGCUGACAAUGUGCACAUACAGUCUACUGAGGGAUCUAUAUUUCUAGAUUCCAAGAAUAUUUUCAUGAAGAACAUCAUGGUCAGUGAACCUAAUGCUAAUGGUCAAAGCUAUGGGGAUAUAUACCAGCUGUGCAUGUGCACCAAUGGACGGAUUUUCCUGGGAGCACCAAGUGAUAACUGUCAUGCCACCAAAGAUAUCUGUGGCAACAAAUAGACAUUGUACAGUAUAGAGCAUUUAUACAAGUAUUAAAUGACUCAAAAGACACAAUUUGAGGACUGCAUGAUAAAUGGGUGCUCAAGACAGUUUCUGUAGCUGUCAAAAGACAGUUGACUCAAAAUGUUCUAACAACUGUUUAUUCAAGGAUUUGCUGAAGGUUAGUUUGAUACUUGACAUUUGUGAAACAUGCAGAUAAUAUAUUAAGUUUGAUUGUGAACACAGUCACAAGAAGCUGGUGUUUUGAUCAUGGAUAUGUGGCAUUGUAGGAAUUGGGACUGAAAGGCAUGCUACAAAAAUCAGCAUCUAGCCAUGGAGGGUGACCACAACAGGGGAUUUUGUUGACAGUUUUGAAUGAUAUUAAUGACAGUAACCUCUUGAAUAGUGUGGAAUGGUUUAUAAACAACUGUGCAAACAUUAGAUAAAAAUGGAAUAUUAUAGUAAACUACUGGGCAGGACAAGGAGGAUAGACAGCAGGGAGUAGUGCCUUGUACUAUAGUGCCACAUUAAGGGUUAAAUUUUCAAGUGAAAACCUUAGUGCUGCUACUAUGCAAGAUGGUAAGCUCAUUAUUUGUCACUGUUUCAUGCUAUGCACACUUACCUAGCCUUUCUCCUUUAGUUUUAAAAAAUGUCUACUAUGUAGUAUGUAUGCAUAAACGUAACAACAUUUGUUGAUUGGCUACAGUGGACCUGCAUGCAAGUGCACACACACCCACACCCACACCAAGAAUGUGUACACAAACAUGCUACUUUUGGUGAUCACAAACACAUACCAGCCAGCACACACUUUUCUCAACAGUUAAAAAUCUGUCUGCAGCCCAGCACACACCUUUUUGCUGAUCUGCAUCAUAGAUGCCCAUGGAUUUGACUAAUAAUAUUAAAUGCCUUAAAAUAUUGCACUAAUGAUGCCACUGGUGCUGUGUAUAUUAUACUGUUGACAUCACUGCUGACACGGUUCAAAAAUAAAUUAUUACUUCUCAACAUGUUUUGCAGUAGAGAAAAUGUUGCCAAAAUUCAGCCAAUAUACACUGAAUGGUUGAAAACAGUAAAAUUAAUACACACAAUUUAUGCAAAAUAGUGCUUCUUAUCUUUCACAAACUUAAUGUACAUGCUCUGGCAAAAUACAGGGUAACGAAUCCUAUCAUUUUAAGCUGAUAUUUUAUAAAAUAAUUGUUUAAAGCUGGCAUUUACAUAUGCUCAGUAACCUUCAAAUCCAAUCGGCUCUCUGUGUAUAGACCAACAUUUUAAAGUGUUUGCUUGCAUGCACAGUAUUCCUCAUCCUAUAAAAUUGUUGUAGAUAAGCACAAGCAAAGAUAGCUCCAGUAGCACCCCAACAACAGCAGCCAAGAUCCAUGAUACAUUCUAGACAAAGGUGACCAUCAUAAGGCUGAGGAUGGAUCUCUCCAGAUCCAAGCGUCAUAUGAGCAAACUUCCAUAUUGAAGUCCUCAGAACAUUCUCAGCGGCAGUGACCCACCUUCUGCAGGACUGACCUAACAGAAUGUAAGAGUAGAGACAUAGCCCACAGAUACACUUAUGAAUGAAAACAUCUUGGAAUCUCUGCAGCAUUUCCAGAAAACUGCAGACUUUGUCAGGCACUCUGGGGUUCUUGCUGAAGUAUUUAAAAAAAAUAAACUAAUCUGUGGCUAGAGACUACACAAAUGACUUUAUCUGAAAGCCAGUGUCAGUGUGUCUGGAAUUAAGAUCAGCAGUGACAAUGGCAAAGUCAUGGUUAACAUCAACAACAGCAAAGCAAAGAUUUACAUAUGCUAAAUGAUUCACCUCAGCAGCUUUUAAUCCGUUGAGUGAAAUAUAAGAAUACAGGCAUGCAAGACCAAGUGCCUGAGGAGGCUGCUCCAGAUCUUUUACAUGGUGUGCAAAAUCAAACACUUUGUAUAGCUGCCAUCCUUAUAGGACACUAGACACCCUUUCUUCACAAGCUUGUCUGGUUUGGCCAUGUCAACAAAUAUGUCUACAAACACCCUCCAGGCUAUCUUGGAGUGGCUAAGGUGGACAAGAGAAGAACAGGAUAACAAACAUAAAUCAGUGGACUGGUUGGUUCAUGCAGGAGCUGCUGGCCACCAGUCCAGAAGAAUAACAGGUUGACAAAGAAAGGAAUGGACAACUUGUUUCAUUGAAAUACUACUGGCCACCACUCCAAAGGCAUAAGUGGCAAGCUUUUUCAGUUGCUGCAUCUAUCCAGCUGUUCCCUACCCACCACCCCUUAAAGCAGUACUGAGGGACCAGGGUAUCCACUCAUCAGUUGCUACCAGUCAUGGGAUGGAUUCAUGUUAAAAAAAAAAUUUAAAUACAAAUUGCGACCACUGACAGAAGAUUAUGCUAAAUAUGCAAAGAAAAAUAAAAAUGUACAAAAUAUAUUCCUAUCCAGUCAUUAAUGUCAUUAGAAAAGCCUUGCUUAUCAAAUAUUUUGUAAAUCUCAAAUCUCCUAUUAUCUUCACUCAAAAAAGGAGGGGCUGGAAGAUUUUCUUGUGUUUUGAAGAGAUACCAGAAUAUCUUCACUAAAUGGUGAGUGGCAACAAAACAAAACAUAAACAUAAAUAACUUGAUUCAUUUAAAUAUCCUUCUUCAAGAAAUUUCCACUUUAAUGCUGUACCUCUCUACAGGUAAAAUCUGCAGGAAGAUGUUAUAAAGCAGAAAUGUCAAACAUCACACAUGGAGAGAUAGGGGAUUACAAUUUUUCUCCCCCAUCUUCUUUCCUUCCCUCCUGUCACUUUGACAAAGACUUUCAGUAGCUAGUGACAUUGCUACAAACUGUGACAUAAAGACACAUGAACACACACCAGGGUGAAGGCUGAUGCUGAAACCAUCCUUUAUGCUAUGAAAAUAAAUUUCAAUAUCAUAAGACAACACUGUCAAUGUAUGUAGAGGUUAAUUUGAAAUUUUUCAUCUUUAAUAAUAUAUAUAUAAAUAACAAAGCAUGAUUAAGGAGUGAAAUUCAAUAUCAAUUCUUCUCUAUAGCAAAACAGAGAAUUCAAAAGUUGCUUAUGGCUACAGCACACAAGAGACCUGUUAUUGCUACUCCACUGGGUGCGUAAGUCAGCUGCGUGUAGACAGCCCCUGUUGGUUUUCAAACAAACGAGUGGACUAGUUGUUCCAUGUAGGAGCCGCACAUCAAUGCUCAAGACAGGCUUAAGUGCUGGGCCUAGUCAGCUGCUGCACCAACAUUCACAAGCACUUCCCCAUUUGUCGACUGGUGCCAGUCAAGAGAGUAUUAUGCACGUUCCAUCAACAUAUACUUUUGCCCCCCAAUUUUGUUUCCUAAACUGAGUAAUGACCAAAGAAAGAACAAAGAAAUAUGUAACCUUGCCAUAAAUUGUGAAAACACACUGCACUAUCAAAAUAAGACUGGUACCAAACAAGUGAUGAGAUUAUAGCAUCAUCAGGAUUAUGAGUAUAAUGAUUUAGUCCUUGCAUGCCUGUCUUGUUAAUGCUAUAUACCGAGUUGGCAAUGUGUGUCAGAGAAUGUUUAUGAUGGUCAACCAUUCAAUAGCAUUGACUCCAGACAAAAUCUGCUCCCUGUAUCUUAAACACAUGAGUUUGUGGCAGGUUUUUAAAGAUCUGAUUGUGUACCUUACUAACAUUAAGAAAGAAUCCAUUGUGAUUUUUGACUGGUCAUAGCAUCUAUGUGUGAACUCAUUAUUUUUUAACAUUCCAAAUAUUUCCCUUGACAUCU
Pomacea canaliculata is the source of this 5579-nucleotide messenger RNA. RefSeq names its product zeta-sarcoglycan-like. Bases 1030 to 1887 code for a protein of 285 amino acids. Lineage: Eukaryota; Metazoa; Mollusca; Gastropoda; Architaenioglossa; Ampullariidae. The transcript is spliced from 8 exons. The record is from RefSeq and is a predicted model, not a curated record. Gene Ontology annotation, cellular component: sarcoglycan complex; sarcolemma. Gene Ontology annotation, biological process: heart contraction; cardiac muscle tissue development.